AGAUGACGAGGAAAUCUUAUUUUAAUGGAGUUGUGUGUGAAUGUAGCAAAUAGAGAUCCAGUGUGGAUUGUUCGGAGACUGCAAGGCAGAAAACUCUUGGUCACCGUGUCAACCACCACAACUCCACAGAGAUGCUAAACUCCCUGCGUUUUCAACCUUCAAACCACCCACCCGUUUCUCUAACCUCCACCAUCAACAACACUCUCUCACUACAACAACCUAACCUCUCCUUCACUAAACCCACCGCACUUCCCAAACUCAUCUCUUCUUUCUCCUCCCACUCACCUCAACCGCCACAUUACAUCUCCACCGUCGGAUCUUCGUCGCUCAACCCCUCCCACUGGAAACUCACCCAGCGCCACCUCACCCUCCUCCAAGCCUUCGCUCUCGUGACGGCGAUAUUUACAACGUGGCUUUUUGGUUAUGCAAUUCCCACGAUUCUGGCUUUCAAGAAAGCGGCAGAAUCACUUGAGAAGGUUAUGGAUACAGCAAGAGAGGAACUUCCUGAUACCAUGACUGCAGUUAAAUUAUCCGCCAUGGAAAUCAGUGACUUAACCACCGAGCUCACUGAUUUUGGACAAGAGAUUACCCAAGGUGUUAGAAGCUCCACUCGCGCGGUUCGCUCGGUGGAGCAGGGGCUUCGCGGUUUGACCACUAUGCCUUCUUCUUCAGCUUCUUUGCAGGGAAUGGAAUACAGCCCCUAUACUGAGCCUGAUUCGGGUGCACUUUUGGUGGGAAGAACCGCAAGGGACAUGAAAGAGGGUAUUAUUAAGGGUCGUUCUAUGUUGAAGAUGUUUUUCUCCCUUGCCAAAUUUUCAAGUUUUGCUCUCAACUUUAUCACUAGACGUGGAAAAAGGUAGAGGCCAGAGAAGUUGCAUGAUUUCUUCAAUGUGAGCCCUGAGCAGCACCAAGGUUCUCUUCUCUAUUGUUAUAUGAGCUUCUGUUUUUUGGUUGUGUACUUUUGACAUUUUUGUCUUAUUACAUAUUGCAAUAGAGAUGUUUCCCUUUAAUUGAAGGCUCGAGGCAAUAGGGUAGUAUUAUCAAUAAUGUGUAUAGAAACCUAAUAGGAAGAACAGAUUUAGUGCAUUUCGUACUCUACAUAAACCUUAAUACUAGGAUUUGGUGUUUCAAACUCUUGUGGAAUUCACUUGCGAACCUGUUUAUUCCUUUAGAUAAAACCAGAUACGAGUUGUGCUGAUUA
Lathyrus oleraceus (garden pea) is the source of this 1201-nucleotide messenger RNA. RefSeq lists its product as uncharacterized. The transcript has 5 exons. Lineage: Eukaryota; Viridiplantae; Streptophyta; Magnoliopsida; Fabales; Fabaceae. The record is from RefSeq and is a predicted model, not a curated record. Bases 132 to 860 code for a protein of 242 amino acids.